Cotesia congregata is the source of this 462-nucleotide messenger RNA. The record is from the annotation of a GenBank genome assembly. Lineage: Eukaryota; Metazoa; Arthropoda; Insecta; Hymenoptera; Braconidae.
AUGUUUUGGCCGACCAAUCCCGAGCCGGCUGGCAAACGGCGGGAGAAUUUCAACUUUAUUUACCGAAUAAAUGAAAAAACAAUGAAUGGUCAGUGGAAUGCCGAAGACAUGUCGUCGAAAUUACUCCUAUCUCCGUCGUCCUCCUCGUCAUCCUCGUCUUCUAGACGAGCCAGAACUUUGAGCGGGAAUUCGAGCACAAACGUCACUGUAAAUAACAACAAUAAUGGGGAGAAAAAAAGAAAUUCGAGAAAGCCGAUACCAAGGCCACAUGAAACCGAAGAAGAGGCUAUCUUGAGGAGAUUCCACGACGCACAAAGGAUGGCGCAGGAACUCGGCAGAGACAUCAGACUGACCUACGCUGGUAGUAGGACGUCGGCGGAGAGACUGAAAAUGGGAAUCAUACAGGCGCGGAUGCUAGUCAGAGAUUGUCUGCUGGAAACUGAGAUAAACUUGCGACAAUAA